Molecule: messenger RNA, 2074 nt
Organism: Eucalyptus grandis
Lineage: Eukaryota; Viridiplantae; Streptophyta; Magnoliopsida; Myrtales; Myrtaceae
Exons: 6
Coding region: 203-1723 (506 amino acids)
Source: RefSeq, a predicted model, not a curated record
UUCUUCGUCAUCUUCUCCAUCGUCUUCGUCCUCCUCCUCCUCCCCGCGAGAGAAAAAAAGAAGAAGAAGAAGCGGAAUAGAAGAUUGAAGAUCUUCCGAGUUCGGCGAUUCUCAGUCGUGUGCACUGUGCAGUGCGAAACCAGUCGAGAUUCAGAGGGGCCUUGGCUUUCGGGGAGGCUUCUGAUUGACGCGCCGGUCUGCGAUGGUUCAUCUUCCCGGAAUGGCGGAUACGUGCCGGAAGGGGAAAGUCAAGUUCGAGGUCGACGACGGGGUCGAUCAGGACCAGUUCGCCCCCUCCGACAAGCGGCCGAGGCUGGGCUUCCCUCUACAGAAUGAUUUAGUCAGUGGCGAUAUAUUCGGAAUCCCUCCAGCAGUGUACAAUCCACUGAGUGAGCCUAGCCCGCUGGGCUUGCGGCUUAAGAAAAGUGAAUCCUUCGUGGAGUUGGUCCAAAUGAAGCUCACUGAAGAACACACUUCGAAAUCAUCCACUUCAGGCAAUAAAACUCACAAAGGAGUUGCUACCGAUAAGCUCAAGGCCUCCAAUUUCAUUGCUUCAGUUCUCAAAAUUGGCACGUGGGAGUAUAGGUCAAGAUAUGAGGGUGACUUGGUGGGAAAAUGUUACUUUGCAAAGCAUAAGCUCGUUUGGGAAGUUCUUGAUGGUGCUCUUAAGAAUAAGAUCGAAAUUCAGUGGUCAGACAUUGUGGCCAUCAAGGCAAAUUAUUCUGUCGAAGGAAAUGAUAACCUAGACGUAGUGCUGGCAAGACAGCCUCUUUUCUUUAGGGAGACAAAUCCACAACCUCGGAAGCAUACACUGUGGCAGCCAACAUCUGACUUUACCGAUGCACAAGCGAGCAUACACAGGCGCCAUUUUCUGCAGUGCCCGCAAGGACUACUUGGGAGACACUUUGAAAAGCUCAUUCAAUGCGAUCCACGUCUCCAUUUUCUUAGUCAACAACCGGAGAUAGUGUUGGAUUCUCCAUAUUUUGAUGCCAGAAUUUCUUUGCUGGACAAGAAUGGACCAAACCUCCCAGGGCUAAGUGUGGAAGCAUCUUCCUUGUUUGCUAUGGCUCAUGUCACUUCACCAACUGCAAGCGAAUCAUGUUUAACAAAGAGAGAACAACAGGAUUUUGUUGGCACAGCUCCUGAUAAUUUCUUGUGGAGCACAUCUUCCCCCAGCUCUGUGGUCGAUAGCCAUGCUGUUGAAGAAAUUGGAAAGGCACAGAAACUAUGCGGCCAGAUAAAAGUACCUGGUUUCCACCGCUCAAUGUCGGUGAGUGACUUGGUCAGUCACAUUGGGCAUUGCAUUACAGAACGAAGGGCAGCUGGGGAUCCACUCAUUUCUGGUGAGCAACUACAGAGCACGGAUAUUAUGGAGGAUUUAACCAGAUACUUAUUUAGUGACUCGCAAGUUUCACCCUCAGAUGAACGGGCUUUCUUGUCGAGGGUCAAUUCGCUUUGCAGUCUUCUCCAGAAAGAUGAUACAACCGCAGGAUAUGUGCAAACCACAAAAAAAGAUGACGACAUGGAUGUGCAAAAUGACAGCACUGCUCCUGCACAUGAGGUUGCGAUUACUGAGGAACAAUGUGGAUUGGGUGCGGAGCCGACGAACGAGUCGACACGUCCAAAGAGACAUGACUCUGUUGGUGAACUGCUGCUUGAUCUUCCAAGAAUAGCCUCUCUACCUCAUAUACUGUGGGAGGAUUCUAAAAAUCAAAGAAGGUAAGAGUUGGCAGGCAUGAUCUCGAGUUCCAGGAUUCCGAGAUUCAGAAUUGAUGAAGAAUCCGCACCUUAAUCUUCAGAAAUAGGGAGCCUAGACUUUAGUUUUCUUUUUCAAUGGGGUCCUACCUUUCGGCCUCUGAAUGGGAUUGCUUGUUUGUGUUUAAUUUAUUUUGCGUUUGACGUGAAGUGCCAGCUUUCUGGGGCAAUUCUGUGCCUGAAAGUUUUCCAUGUUGAAGUUGAUUGCAGUUUCACUCAGAUGGAGUCGUUGUAGUGUUUGCCGGAGUUUGGAACAGAUCUUUACAUUUCGGAUGGCGUAUAUUCAAAGGUUUUAGGGCCACAGGUGACUUCAUGAAAA